This is a messenger RNA of Zea mays, 2828 nucleotides long. RefSeq names its product ARO1-like protein 1. Lineage: Eukaryota; Viridiplantae; Streptophyta; Magnoliopsida; Poales; Poaceae. The coding region runs from base 118 to 2397 and encodes 759 amino acids. The transcript has 2 exons. Gene Ontology annotation, biological process: cell surface receptor signaling pathway. Gene Ontology annotation, molecular function: protein binding. The record is from RefSeq and is a predicted model, not a curated record.
GUCAUCCGAAAGACAUCCGUCUCACUAACACAACAAUGGCGACUACUCUGACUGCGAAUUUUUUGUCAGCCAAUUGUCAACCAAAGAACCAGGCUCCAGAAGGUGGCAGUCUAUGCAAUGCUUGAUCCGGCGGCCUCGAAUCCAACGCCGCCGGACGAUACGAACGGAACGAACUGGCUGGUGCGGCGCGCGCGCGCGCGUCCCAUCCCAUUCCCCGACUCUUCCCCUCCAUUCCAUAGUCGCAACUUGCAAUGGCACGACCUCUCCAAUUCCCCAUAUCCAUAUCGGGCAGCAGUCCAGCCGGCUCGCUUCCACCCUUCCUCUCCCAUUCCAAAUUUAGCUCGUCACCUCCGGCAUCGCCGUUCUCGUGUUACCCUCUCCGCCGCCGCCGGACGGCGGGCCGGCCGCGACACGACGCCGAGGGCUCGCUCCUCCUCGUUCUUCCUCGCACGCGGCAUUGAUCGACCGAUCCCUUCCACUGAGCGUGAACGGCAGGGGGCCGCGCGGAUGGACGACCUGAAGGCGAGCCUGGCGCGGCCGAUACAGCUCGCGGAGCAGGUGAUCAAGUGGGCGGACGAGGCGCAGACGUGCCGGCAGGAGUGCCAGGACCUCAAGGCCAAGCUGGAGCGCCUCUCCACCCUGCUCCGGCAGGCGGCGCGCGCCGACCUCUACGAGCGCCCCGCGCGCCGCAUCCUCGAGGACACGGACAAGGCGCUCGACAAGGCCGCCGCGCUGCUCGAGCGCUGCUGCGGCCACGGCUUCGUCCGCCGCGUCUUCACCAUCAUCCCCGCGGGGUCGUUCAAGAAGGCGUCCUACCUGCUCGACAACUCCCUCGGGGACCUCACCUGGAUCCUCCGCGUCUCCAACUACGCCGCCUCCGACGAGGACGACGAGGACGACCACAUCGGCCUGCCCCCCAUCGCGCAGAACGAGCCCAUCCUCUUCCUCAUCUGGGAGCAGAUCGCCGUGCUGCAGUACGGCGGGCUCGAGGCCCGCGCGGACGCCGCCGCCAGCGUCGUCUCCCUCGCGCGCGACAACGACCGCUACGGCAGGCUCAUCAUCGAGGAAGACGGAGUCCCACCGCUGCUGCGGCUCAUCAAGGAGGGCCGCGCCGACGCGCAGGAGAGCGCCGCGCUAGCCAUCGGGCUCCUCGGCCGCGACCCCGAGUGCGUGGACCUCAUGAUCCUCGCCGGGGUCUGCACCUCCUUCGUCAAGAUCCUCAAGGACGCGCCCAUGAAGGUGCAGGGGAUGGUGGCGUGGGCGGUCUCCGAGCUCUCAGCCAACCACCCCAAAUGCCAGGACGCCUUCCUCCAGCACAACGUCAUCCGGCUCCUCGUCUCCCACCUCGCCUUCGAGACGGUGCAGGAGCACUCCAAGUACGCCGUCGCCUCCAAGAUGUCCAUCCACUCCGUGGUCAUGGACAAAAAGAGCAACGACAGCACACAUGACCCCUCGGGAAGCGGGGAGCAAGCGGCGGCGGCGAAACCAAACGUGGGCGGUGGCGGGACAGGAGCCAGUAGCUCGAGCCUGACUGUUCCCGGUCCCAGCGGCAGACCCGUCGGCAUGGCCGGGACAAGGCUGCACAACGCGUCCAUUUCCGCCACGAGCACCCGGGGGAGGGAGUACGAGGACCCGGAGAUCAAAGCGUACCUGAAAGCGCACGCCGCCCGGGCGCUGGGCACGCUGGCCACGGGCAACCCCGCCAUCUGCAAGAACAUCACGGAGUCGAGGGCGCUGCUCUGCUUCUCGAUCCUCCUCGAGAAGGCCACGGGCGACGUGCAGUACAACUCCGCGAUGGCGCUCGUGGAGAUAUGCCGCGUCGCGGAGCAGAACGCCGAGCUCCGGCGGUCGGCGUUCAAGCCCACCUCCCCCUCGGCGCGCGCCGUGGUGGACCAGCUCCUCCGCGUGGUGGAGAAGGCCGACUACGACGACCUCCUCGUCCCCUGCAUCACGUGCCUGGGGUGCCUGUCGAGGACGUUCCGGGCGACGGAGACGAGGGUCAUCGGGCCGCUCGUCAGGCUCCUCGACGAGCGGGAGACCGACGUGAGCCUGGAGGCCGCGGCGGCGCUGGCCAAGUUCGCGUGCAUGGACAACUACCUGCACGUGGACCACUGCAAGUCGAUCAUCGGCCACGGCGGCGCCAAGCACCUGGUGCAGCUCGUCUACUUCGGCGAGCAGGUGGUGCAGACCGCCGCGGUCGUCCUCGUCUGCUACCUCGCGCACAACGUCCCCGACAGCGAGGAGCUCGCGCAGGCCGAGGCUUUGAUGGUGCUCGACUGGGCGUGGAAGCAGGGCUACAUGUCGCAGGAUCCGGUGAUCGAGAGCUUGCUGCCCGAGGCCAAGAUUAGGAUGGAGCUUUACCAGUCCAGAAUAGCGAAAGGAGGAUACUACUAUUGAUCAUUUGAUCUUGAUCGGAGACUGCUGUCAACUUAACUUGUGUGGCUAUUAGAUUCAGGGGCGAAACAGAAACACAAGGAUGCAUGGCUGCCGCUUCACCUUCACAUCAACUGACUACUGUAAAUAGAUUCAGGUCAGAUUAUCCAAUGUGCUUCACUCGUAUACAAGCGCACGAACUCAAGGGCAGACAAGUAACUUUACGGUGAGAUUGCCACGCGAAAUAAAUUUUCCAAAGUUUGAGGACUAAAUAAAAAAUAUUUAGGAUGUCAGUAUAAUUGGGACUUUAUUUAAGAAAUUGUUGAAGCGUAAGUUUUGGUUAGUAAUACGCUAAAUUAAUUUUAGGGGCUUAUUUUGGUAACGGGUGGAAGUGUUGUAACAAAUCCAUCGAUGUACUGUGGUGCUAAUAAUGCAGGUACUUACCAUGCACAAUG